AUGGUAACUGUGAGAACACAGCCGGCUCGUACCAGUGUAACUGUCCCCACUGACUUUGAGCUCAACCCCACUGGAAUCGGCUGCAUUGCGGAGUAUAACACACUGUGUCCUGGAGGAGAGGGUUUCAAACCCAACCCCAUCACCAUCAUCCUGGAAGAUAUUGAUGAAUGUCAGGAGCUGCCGGGUCUGUGUCAGGGGGGAAACUGCAUCAAUACAUUCGGAAGUUUCCAGUGUGACUGUCCAGCUGGAUACUACCUCAACAUGGACAGCCGCAUGUGUGAGGAUAUUGAUGAGUGUGUGCUCAGUUCAGGCGUGUGUGGUCCAGGCACCUGUUACAACACACUGGGAAGCUACACAUGUGUCUGCCCAAAGGACUACAUGCCAGUGAGCGGAGGACACGGCUGCAUGGAUAUGAGGAAAAGUCUGUGUUAUCGGAACUACAGUGGCAGUACCUGUGAGCAGCAGCUCAACUUCAACACCACACAGAGAUUGUGCUGCUGUGCUUACAAUGUGGGCAAAGCCUGGAACAAACCAUGUCAGGCCUGUCCGAGCCCUGGCACAGGGGACUAUAGAAGUCUUUGUGGCAGCAUGAUCGGAUUCAGGAUUGACACUGAAACUGGAAAGCCGAAAGAUAUUGAUGAAUGUCAUGAAAUCCCAGGCAUCUGUGCUCAUGGCGUGUGUAUAAACCACGUGGGCAGUUUCCACUGCGAGUGUCCCACAGGCUUCAGUUACAGUGACCUGCAGCUCAUCUGUGAAGACAUUGAUGAAUGUAGCAGUAGAGAGCCUGUGUGUCAGAGAAACGCAGACUGCUUCAACCGGCCGGGCAGCUAUCAGUGUGAAUGUUCUGAGGGGUAUAUACUCACACCUGAUGGAGCCUGCGCUGACCGUAACGAGUGUGUGGAGACGCCCAGCGUGUGUCUUCAUGGUGACUGUGUGGACUUUCCAGGAGGAUACGAGUGUGUGUGUCACACCGGCUUUACAGUGACAGCAAACCACAGGAUGUGUGUAGAUGUUAAUGAGUGUUCACACCAGCAGUGUGGGAAUGGCACAUGUGCAAACUCUGUUGGCUCGUUUAACUGUAUCUGUCAUCAAGGAUUUGAGCUCGCCAGUAAUAACUACUGUACAGAUAUUGACGAGUGUGCAGUUUUUCACUCUCAGCUCUGCAGGAACGGCCGCUGUGUUAAUAAUGUCGGCUCCUUCCAGUGCCUCUGUACAGAGGGCUAUGAGCCCACACUUGACGGAAAGAGCUGCAUAGAUGUUAAUGAGUGUAUAUUGAAUCUUGGGAUAUGCGCUCCUGGAACGUGUGUGAAUCUGGAUGGUUCUUUCAGAUGUGUCUGUCCUGAUGGGUAUAUUGUCCACAAUCUGCACUGCGUAGAUGUGAACGAGUGUUCAGAGGAGCCUGGCAUCUGUGCGUAUGGCUCCUGCUUCAACAGUCUGGGCAGCUUUGAGUGUGUGUGUAAACCUGGAUUUGUGCUAUCAGAAGAUAGACGCAGAUGUUAUGACACUAGAGAGAGCUUCUGUUUCACACGCUUUGAGAGCGGCAAGUGCUCUGUCCCACAGGCAUUUAACACCAGCAAAGCCAAGUGCUGCUGUAGCAUCAUGGCCAAAGAGGGCUGGGGCGACCCCUGUGAGCUGUGCCCUAAAGAACAGGAUGCUGCAUUUCAGGAUCUCUGUCCAUUUGGCCAUGGGAUCAUUCCUGGUGCUGGGAACACACGUGUGGACUUAAACGAAUGUGUGGAGAAUCCAGAGAUCUGUGUGAAUGGCCGCUGCAUCAACACAGAUGGCUCUUUCCGCUGCGAGUGUCCCACAGGCUACAUGCUUGACUACACAAGAACACAUUGUAAUGAUAUUGAUGAGUGUUCUUUGGGAAACCCCUGUGGAAAUGGCACGUGCUCAAAUGUGAUUGGAGGAUUUGAGUGUCUGUGUGAGGAGGGAUUUGAGCCUGGACCAAUGAUGAGCUGUGAAGAUGUGAAUGAGUGCAGUCAGAAUCCUCUGCUCUGUGCAUUUCGCUGCAUUAACACUUUCGGGGCUUAUGAAUGCAGCUGUCCAUCUGGAUACACACUGCGAGAGGAUGGACGCAUGUGUCAGGAUGUAAGAAGACGAGUGUGUGCAAAUGAUCUUCACAACUGUGACUCCAGAGGAAUGGAGUGUAACAACUUAAUUGGCACGUUCAUGUGUGUUUGUCCAGCCGGGAUGAUCCGCAGGAUGAAUGACGACAUGUGUCAAGGUUGGUACAGACACAAGGAGGGAGUUGAGUCUCAGUGCUGCUCGCUGAUCGUGGAAUGGAGCCGCGGGCCUGGAGGGACCGCGUGUGAGCUCUGCCCACCUCCUGCCACUGCCAGCUACAGGAAACUCUGUCCAUAUGGCCACGGCUACACCACUGAUGGAACAGAUAUAGAUGAGUGUAAGCUGAUUCCAGGUGUUUGUGCCAAUGGCGUCUGUAUCAACAUCAUGGGCUCUUACAGAUGCCACUGUAAGCUAGGAUACAUCGCCUCUGCCGCAGGAACCGCAUGCGUCGAUUUGGAUGAAUGCGGUUUGUCCCCGAAGCCCUGUAACUUCAUCUGUAAGAAUACAGAGGGCAGCUAUGCGUGUUCCUGUCCGCGGGGUUACACGCUGCAGGACGACAGCAGGACCUGUCGAGAUGUGGAUGAAUGUCAGAGCGGACGACACAACUGUCAGUUCUCCUGCGUCAACACCAUCGGUGGAUUCACCUGCAAGUGUCCGGCGGGCUUCAGCCAGCAUCACACAGCCUGCAGAGAUGUUAAUGAGUGUCUGUCUGCGGGGGGUCCGUGUGGCCAGCGGGGCGUCUGUCUGAAUUCAGUGGGCAGCUUCAGCUGUGAGUGUCCACAGGGCUUCAGUCUGGACUCUCUCGACCUCAGCUGUGACGCCUAA
Messenger RNA from Cyprinus carpio (common carp), 2892 nucleotides. Its product is annotated as fibrillin 2a. The record is from RefSeq and is a predicted model, not a curated record. The transcript has 26 exons. NCBI's taxonomy places the organism in Eukaryota, Metazoa, Chordata, Actinopteri, Cypriniformes, Cyprinidae. The coding region runs from base 1 to 2892 and encodes 963 amino acids. Gene Ontology annotation, molecular function: calcium ion binding.